GCAAUUAAAGAAAGAUUUUAUUCCCAUGAGCUUUUCUUUAAUUGUGACUAUAAAUACAUGAAUUGAAUGCCCGAAUAAGAACAAGCUUGCCAGUAGUAUUGGUGAUUAGGGAGCAUUUUGCAGAAGAGUAGAUUAAGUGCUUAAUCAAAAUGAAAGGACAGGUGGUCAUAGUCUACUUGUGGGUCUUAGUCUUUAUGGUUACCAUCAACCCUACGCCGACCAGAUGUGCAUAUUAUUCAGUUGCCAAGCCACUUCAACCCCUUAAACCAAACCUGGUUCAGCUCAACUUCUACGUCCGAGAGAAUUUGACCGGCUUAAACGCUACUGCAAUUGUGGUAGCUCACGGCCCUAGGACCCAGCAAAGAUCCGACACCGCAGCGCUGUCGUUCGGCACCCUACUCGUCGUCGAUGAUCCCAUUACAGAGAUUCCGAAUGGGAAACCCAUCGGGAGCGCGCGCGGCUACUACGCCGCAACUAGCCUCAAAUCCGAGGAGUUGACGCUUGUAAUGACCCUUGUUUUCUCUUUUACCACUGGUCUUUAUAACGGGAGCUCCCUCUCUGUACUUGGGGUCAGUCAUCCGCUGAGUAAUAACCGUUCAAUGUCUGUGGUGGGAGGGACAGGGCUGCUUUUUCUGGCUGGUGGGCCUGUGGCUGUCACAACGAUUACCCGGAAUACCAGUUCUUUUGAUGCGAUUCUUAGUCUUAAAGUUAAUGUGAUUUACUAUGACAAACCUUCUUCUCUAACUAGUUAGGGUUUUAAUGGAAGUAUUACUAUAAGGACAGCUACAUAUGAUGGAUGUAAUAAGAGAGUAUGUAACCUAAACAAAAGCCUUCUGCCGACUUUUGUUUAAACUUGUUUGGAAGUCUUACUUGCUUGUUUGCAGGGUGAUGAUGAUUUUCAUAUUAGAAAAAGUUCUCUUGUAUUUUCUUUGUUGGAAGAGAUUGUUUUAUCCUCUCCUUUUUAUGUAGUACUGUUCGGAGACUCCAAGCAUCUUGUUUGCUUUCUCCUCUCAUAAUGAUAUUAUCUUUUCAAAAUA
This is a messenger RNA of Malania oleifera, 1037 nucleotides long. RefSeq names its product dirigent protein 22-like. The transcript has a single exon. The record is from RefSeq and is a predicted model, not a curated record. NCBI's taxonomy places the organism in Eukaryota, Viridiplantae, Streptophyta, Magnoliopsida, Santalales, Ximeniaceae. The coding region runs from base 150 to 752 and encodes 200 amino acids.